UUGUUGUUUGCUAAUGUUGCUCUUCUUUGUUUGAGUUUUUGGGCUUCGCCAGACAUGAAUCAGCGCCCGGGCAAACGUAUAAGUGACACUUUUGGGAAGUGCGAAGCGGCACCUUCGAAGUCUUUAGGCUUCACUAGGCGUGAAUCAGUACCAGGCAAACAUAUAAAUGCAAAAGUAGCACGUUCAAAGGUUUCGCUUGACAUGAAUCAGUCUUUAGGCUUUGUUGGACAUGAAUCAGCACCGGACAAAUGUAUAAUACUAGGAAAAGUGGCACCUUUGGGAAGCUUUGCUGGAUGCGAAUCAGCACCGGGCAAAUGUAUAAAUGCGAAGUGGCAUCUUCGAAGGUUUUUAGGCUUUGUUGAGUGUGAAUCAGCAUCAGGAAACUUCGUUGAACGUGAAUCAGCACCAGGAAAAGUGGCACAUUCAGGAAGCUUUGUUGGACAUGAAUCAACGUUGGUUGAGACGUACAAGUACAGAAGUAGACCUUUGAAG
Molecule: messenger RNA, 492 nt
Organism: Dentiscutata heterogama
Lineage: Eukaryota; Fungi; Glomeromycota; Glomeromycetes; Diversisporales; Gigasporaceae
Source: the annotation of a GenBank genome assembly